Messenger RNA from Oryza sativa Japonica Group (Japanese rice), 2189 nucleotides. Its product is annotated as F-box protein At4g22280. Gene Ontology annotation, molecular function: protein binding. Lineage: Eukaryota; Viridiplantae; Streptophyta; Magnoliopsida; Poales; Poaceae. The record is from RefSeq and is a predicted model, not a curated record.
GGUAGAAAAAUUUAAAUGAGUUUUAAGUUUUCAAAUAUCAGUUAAAAGUGUUAAAUUUUGAGUUGGAAGUAAUAGCACAAAAUUGAAAGCAAUUAAAAACAAACGCUAAUGAAAAGGUGCGGCCUCAGAUAAAAAAACAAAAGCGUAAAAAAAAAGAAAAAGAAUGUGCGUGAAGUAAACCUACGGCCUAAAAAAAUUUCGACCUUUUUCAUCUCCUUUUCCCGUUUUUUUUUUAAAAAAAACUUUCACCACCCAGCCGACGUCUCUCUCCGAUCCGGCGAUUCCUCCGCUCAUCGCAGCGCUGUUUCUGCAUCCGUCUCGCCUCGCCGGAAUUCUCUCUCCCCUCCGCGCGACCUGACCGUUCGUCGGGCUAGCGAGCGUCGCUCCGUCGGCGUGCGUAUCCUUGCUGCCGCGCGUUCCACUCUCUUCUCUUCGGUCUCCGGUGGCCGGGGGAAAGCUGCCGGCGGCGAUGUGAGCUUGCGCAGUGCUGACCAGAACAGCCCUCGCUCCUGCUCGUUCACGCUAGGACUUUGCGCUCCUCGUGUCGCCCGAGCGGUUCUUGCUACGCCAGGGGGGGGGGGGGGGGGGGGCGGGGGGGCGGCGACGCCCGCAACCUGUUCGACGGAAUGUCUCAGCGGAAGAAGGCCAAGGAAUUGCCUGGCUCGACUGGCGGCGACCGUAUAGGGGCCCUCCCGGACGAGGUGCUCCACCACGUGCUCUCCUUCCUACCGGCGCAGGAGGCUGUCCAGACGUGCCUGCUAGCCCGGCGAUGGCUCCACCUCUGGAAGUCUGCCACCGGGCUGCGCAUUGGCGAAGACGAUAUCUAUCUGCGCUGCGUGAAGGACCAGAAGGAGUUUCUCAACCGUCUGCUGCUACUCCGUGAUGGCGCACCUCUCGACACGUGCGUGCUAAGGUUCCGUUGGCUCGUUUGGUUUAGAGACGAGGGCCUCGAUGACACAGUACGGGUGAACCACUGGUUCAGGCAUGCUUUGCUCCACAAGGUUCGGUUCCUCUUGCUCGACGUCGAUAUAUGCUAUCACAGCCCGUUUCUGAUGGAUGAGAUGCCACUUGUCUCCCGACACUUGACGAGGCUACAGCUUAAGAACAUAGGCCUAAACAACAGCUUCCUUAACUUCUCGAGCUGUCCAGCAUUGGAGCAUCUAGUGUUUGAGUCAUGUAAAUUUGACUGUGCCAAGAUCUCAUCUAGCUCUGCAAAACGUUUGAGCAUAGCCGAUUCCUAUUUCAGUGAGACGUCUCGGGUACGUAUCGCUAUCCCGAGUCUUGUUUCUCUGCAGCUGGAUUACUUCCAUGGCAGGACUCCAGUACUUGAGACGAUGCCAUCACUACUUGAUGCAUUUGUUAGAGUCCUGUACUGGACUAAAGACUAUUGCAUUUGGUCUGACUCUGGGGAUUGUGGUCAUGAGAACUGUGAAUCUUGUUAUGGUAUCAAGGACAACAAUUGUGUGCUUUUGGAAGGUUUAUCUGAAGCUAAGACGUUGGGGCUGAUAAGUGAACAUGGAUCGUUUAUUUUGAAAAGGGAUUUGAAAUGGUGCCCAACAUUUACCAAGCUAAAGACUUUGUUACUCAAUGAAUACUGGUGUGUGCCCGAUGAUUUUAGUGCACUAAGUUGCAUUCUUCAACAUGCACCGGUUCUGGGGAAUCUCAUUCUUCAGAUCUAUUCCAAGUUUUUAGUUUUGAGGAAAUCGAGAUUUUGGAAGAAGAUGAAAAUGACCAGGAUGAAGAGGAGGAAGAUGAGGAUGAAGACGAGGACUCUUAUGAAAACCCUUUUGAAGACGAAAAUGAAGACUCUUACAAAGGCGAACAUGAAGACGAAGACAAUGAAGACGAAGACGAAGACGAUGACGAUGAAGACGAAGACGAAGAUGAAGAUGAAGAUGAAGAGUAAGAGGAAGAGGAAGAGAAAAAUGGUUGAUGCACCACUGUUUUGAUUUAUUAAGAAGGUUAAGCUUCCAUGUGCUCACUACCUGGGCUUCCGAGCAGUGGUGGACGCAACUUCAAAAUAUAGAUGGGGCGGAGAAAAGAGAUGUUCACUCGAUAAGAGCAAUUAAACACAACACAUAUCGUAUUUAUAGUUCAAUCGCAUAUAACUGUCUCAAUCAUUGUUUGCGGCGUGCGUAUGUUGUGAAGAAACGAACAUCUAUUGAGUGCUUACACCUUCUUAUACCUAA